AUGAGCUUUUAAACCACAGAAGAGAGACUAAUGGAUUCACCAAAAAGGACCGAAAGUACAGAUAUACACUCUGACAGUUAAAAAGUUAAGAAAGAAUUGAAUUCCUUUUUUUUAGGGGUUCAAUAAACUUCUAAAGUUACAAGGAAGUAUAUUGACACUAAAACACAUGGGAUAUAGUUAUAUUACCAAGAAUUCACUCCUUAGUUUAUUGAUGCUUAAGUAAUAAUUGUGCAUGGAUUUGGUGAACAUUCAGGAAAUUACAAUCAAUUGACUGAUUCUUUUUUACUCAAUAAUUUUAAAGUUCAUCUUUAUGAUUAAAGAGGUUUUGGAUUUUCAGGUGGAAUAAGAAGUAAAUCUACUAUAGAAGAGAUGCAUAUGGAUCUUGAAACCAUUUUAGACUAAGUUGAUAAAUCAAUACCAUUGUUCAUAUUUUCUCACGCUUUGGGAGCAGCAAUUGUAAUCAGUUUUUGCUUGAUGAAUCCAUAAUUUGAAAUACAAGGACUUAUUUGCAGCAGUGCUCAAUUUAGAGUACCACCAAGAUAUGGAAGAAUAAAGAUGAUCACAUUACAGAUGAUGGCUAAAGUAUGUCCAGAUUUAUAGCUUAAUACUUAUCAUAAUUUAUCCUUUGCAUCCAAAAAUAACCAUCAUAUUAGAAAAUUAGCAAUAGAUCCUUUAAUUAGCCCCUUCAUGAGCAUCCAAUUUGCUUUGAAUGUGCUAUAAUUUUAAUAAUACAUUUUACCUAAUGCUAGUUAAUUUAAAAUUCCUAUCUUAAUAUUACAUGGUAAGCAAGAUAAGAUCUCUUCGCAUCUAGACUCAGUAGAUUUUUACAUGUAAAUUCAAUCCUAAGAAAAAACAAUGAAAAUAUUCGAAUAGGGUUUUCAUGAAAUGCAUAAUGAUUCUGAAUGGCCAAAGAUGAAGACAGUUAUAUCUUAAUGGUGUUAAAAAAUGAUUAAUAAAGAUAUCAAAAUGAAUUACUUGAAGGAGUACAAUCGAGGUGUCAUUGUCUAACAAUAUAGAUCUAAAAUCAGACUUUUAAUUUCUAUUCUUUUAAUUGUAAUAAGAAGAAAACUUUCAUGCUUGAAGGCCAGUACUAAAAUAAGUUUAAUAAUAUUUAUGGAAUUGUUGCUCAGAUUAUUCACACCUCAGUGA
Paramecium tetraurelia is the source of this 1149-nucleotide messenger RNA. RefSeq lists its product as uncharacterized. NCBI's taxonomy places the organism in Eukaryota, Ciliophora, Oligohymenophorea, Peniculida, Parameciidae. Gene Ontology annotation, cellular component: membrane. The transcript has 4 exons. The record is from RefSeq and is a predicted model, not a curated record. Gene Ontology annotation, molecular function: lipase activity.